AGUCUAAAAUUAGGGAGGCACCCCAACUGCAAAUGACGCAAGAAGGCUAAACUGGACAGUCUACUCGUCUCUGUGUCAAUGGUAACAGGACUCAGGACCAUGGAAACGUCCCUUACAACUUUGCUGUUGUUGAUGACAUGCAGGGUAUUUUUAGCCGUUGUUGUCAUCUUUCCGUAGCUGCCCGGCUGCGGCGUUCAGUAUAAAGGACUCUUUCAAAAUGCAGUUGUACAACAGUGUGCUGACACACUACCCGAGGUCGUCGCGCAAAGUUACAAUAACUUUAACGACUGGAUCUGAGCGAUUGAACGGAACAGCAGCAAGUUCCUCUGAUCCUGAGCAGCCAGGAUUUGCUCAAGCAGACACAACUUCAGCGACCAACGGGGAUCCGGUGAGGGAGACUGCUUCUUCCGCAAACAUGCCUGCCUUUUCAUGUUACGAAGCUUCAUCUAUGAGGCCAAUUUACUUCACGUCGACCGCUGAAAUAUUAAUCCGCAGACCCGACGGAGUGGAGAGGUCUGUGCCUGUCCACAUUGUGAGGGAGUCCAAAAGCAAACCUCCUUCUCCCAGCUCUCAUAAUGAGGAAAGCAUCCUCUGUAAUGACUCUGAUGUGAUAGUGGACUUCAUAGAUCAUCUGAGAAAUGGGACAGAUGAGCUUUUCCCUGACUGUCCAGAGCUGGUUGGAAAUAACCUUUUCACCAGUAAUAACAUUUGUAGACCCAGAGUAGAAGAAUACCAGAGGAUGGUGGUUGAUACAAGUGAGGAUGAUACAGUGUCCGUGACUAAUACCCCCUUUAGAAGCAAUGGAUGGGCGUCAGUACAUGAAGAAGAGCCUGUCCCCUCCAGGGCAGCUCAGCCUGGAGACCUCAUAAAGGAAGAUUUUAGUGAUAUGAGCAGUGGCAAAGCUGCUCCAGCGUCAGAUGAGAGACGGCCUUUUGAGCUCAGCGUCCUCCAGGAGUCUCCUCCACAGAGAUGCCAAGAGAGAGGGGAUAUCAACGAUAAGGUCACCCAGUACCUGGCUGAAGUGGAGAAACAAAACAAGUACCUCCAGGAGAGGAGUAAAUACAGGUACCACAUCAUUCCAGAUGGCAACUGUCUGUACAGAGCUGUGUGCAAAGCCACGUACGGGGACCAGGCGAGGCACGGGGAGCUCAGGGAGCAGACAGUCCACCACAUCGCUGACCACUUGGAUGAGUUUAACCCCAUCAUCGAAGGGGAUGUAGGAGAGUUUCUGAUUAACGCCGCCCAGGACGGAGCCUGGGCCGGGUACCCCGAGCUUCUCGCCAUGAGCCAGAUGCUGAACGUCAACAUCCACCUGACAACAGGGGGGAGCUCGGAGAGCCCCACUGUCUCCACCAUGGUGCACUAUCUCGGGGAGGAGGAUGCUUCUAAAGCUGCCAUCUGGCUGAGUUGGCUCAGCAACGGUCACUACGACGUCCUCUUGGACAGGUGUCUCCCCAACCCGGAGUACGAAGACUGGUGCAGACACUCGCAGAUGCAGAGGAAAAGAGAUGAGGAACUGGCAAAGUCAAUGGCUGCCUCAUUAUCCAAAAUGUACAUUGAGCAAAAUGGAUCUGCGUGAAAGAAAUAUGUCGCGAGUUAAAGGGCGCACACUGUUACAGACGAGUGCAGAACUGUUUUUUUUUUAAUUCUGCUUGGUUCCUACAUACUUUAAAGGAUUUUUAUAAGAUUUAUAUUGUGACAGAAAGGAAGUGCAGUGCACAUACUUAAGAUUUUGGAUAUGUAAACAAUGACAAAUUAGUGCCAGUUGUUUCUGAAAGUGUGUGAGCCUGUUCUUCUUGAUAGUGUGGGUUAUGUUAACAUGAGUGAAAAUACUUUUAAUACUGUUACUGUACAUAUAAGUGCUUUUGAGUCCAUAGUAUUUAUUUGCCUUUUAUUGGCAGACCAGUUAUUUUUCUAUGAUGCCUUUGCUUUUUACGCCAGCGUCACAUAUUUUCAAAGACCGAGAGACCUGGUUCGCUUGGUUUGUUUAAUAUCUCUUCAGCUACUCUCUUUUGCACAAAAGUCCUGUCAGACUAGUUCAGAGAGUUUACUUUGUGUCUGUGAGAACAAUUCAAGGAUUGUUGUUGUUUUUUUUUUCUAUUAUUACAGUUCUUUUUAGGAA
Toxotes jaculatrix (banded archerfish) is the source of this 2122-nucleotide messenger RNA. RefSeq names its product OTU domain-containing protein 1. Gene Ontology annotation, biological process: protein deubiquitination. The coding region runs from base 218 to 1579 and encodes 453 amino acids. Lineage: Eukaryota; Metazoa; Chordata; Actinopteri; Toxotidae. The transcript has a single exon. Gene Ontology annotation, molecular function: cysteine-type deubiquitinase activity. The record is from RefSeq and is a predicted model, not a curated record.